Molecule: messenger RNA, 4976 nt
Organism: Oncorhynchus nerka (sockeye salmon)
Lineage: Eukaryota; Metazoa; Chordata; Actinopteri; Salmoniformes; Salmonidae
Product: protein S100-A16-like
Exons: 3
Coding region: 156-623 (155 amino acids)
Cellular component (GO): perinuclear region of cytoplasm
Molecular function (GO): calcium-dependent protein binding; calcium ion binding
Source: RefSeq, a predicted model, not a curated record
GAAAAAACUAAAUCAAGGAAGAGAUUCUGCAGCUCCAGUUUGGCACGUUUUUGGGGGGGGUUCUCAAACCGAGGACAUAGACGGGAAAAUAAACACAAAAUUGGCCACAUUUGAACUGUUUGCUUGCCCUGUAGGAAGUAUAUGAGAGAGCAGUCAUGGAGUCGGCCAUUCAGACUAUAGUUGGUGUCUUCCUGAAGUCAGCCAAGGGGAAGGAGAGUUUGGGAGGGAAUGACUUCCAGAAGCUGGUGAAGAGCCAACUCCACAACAUCAUGAUGGACACGGACAGCUCCGAGGCGGUGAAGAAAAUGCGACAGGGCCUGGACUCCAACCAGGACGGUAAAGUCAACUUCGAGGAGUACAUGGACCUGGUGGGCUACCUGGCAACCUCCCUGAGUGUGCAAUGUACUGCCGCCGUGGAGACGCCAGCCGAGAGCGCUGCCACCACACCGGAGAUCGGGAGUACGCCAGCAGACGUAGAGGAAGAGAAGAUAGAAGCGGAGGCACAGCCAGAGGCAGCCACAGCUGUAGAGGAAGAGAAGGUUGAAGUCGUAGAAAAGGUGGAAGAUGCGGAAAAUGUGGAGGAGCCAGCAGCAGCCGGGGAGAAGAUAGAGGAGGCGUCAUAGGAGUUUACUACCGGUCCUGUCCGGACAUUACAAUUACACACCAACACCAAACUGAUAUACACCACAUUACCCUAAUACACACUACAGUACACUAUUACAACCCACCCUUGAAACAGGUGUGCUGCAAUAAUACCACAACAUUACAGUAUAUGUUGGAACCCCACAAUAACACAUUUAUUUUCAUAAACACAUACAUACACCCAGUAUUUGGUCCUAAAAUACACUAGUACACACUGCAACAUACUAUAAACCUCAAUCCAUACUUUCUUGAUAUACAGUAUACUUAGUAUUACUAACAUACAUUACACUAUAAUUACUUACAUUACAGCAGUACAUGCCAUUAUAUGUUGAUAUACUUCCCACUAUAUAGCACACUAUAGCUCAUUAUAUGAAUAUUUAAUACAUUCUGCCAUUGAUUGACAUGUGACAUUUUGACACACCCUCUGAAAUGUUGGCACAUUUCCACACAUGGAGAACUCAAUGACCUUGACAUACACUGACACACAUGCCACUAUGUGUGUCAUUGUAUGAUGCAAUACUAAAUUGAGUUAUAUUUGCAUUCCUUCGCUCUCCCUUUGCAUAUCUACAAUGACGUAAUGCAAAACUAUACUACAGUACAUUCCACAAUGUACAGUCAAGUCAGGCCAUCUCAACUCGUUCUUCUGAGAAGGAUGCUUGGCUUAAUGGCUUUGCAUGAUGCAAGUAAGCACAGAUGCAUGGAUGCAUGCUAUAUUCUACACAGCAAAUUCUCUAGUGUUAAAUCAACACUGACAGUGUUACAUUUAACACAGGUCCAGUGUCUAUACGGUCCACACUGUCAGUGUUCAAUUAACACACUGCUUAGUGUAAAGCCUUAUUUGCAUAUUUCCCAGAGUUCCUUGCCUUUCAAGUGAAGUGCAGAGUUACCACCCAUGACAGUAUUUGUUCCUGACAGAAACAUGGUUGUUGCAUUCAUCAGUUUUAAGUCCUGUGGCCUUCACCAAGUGAAUUCCUAAGUGAAUAUGUUCUCAUUAAAAUUUAAUUAUUUAACAAAAUACAACAUGUAUUUCACAAGGCCUUAGUUUUACCCUAAUACAGUAACCUGAAACUCAUGGUUUACAGGCCACAUCAGGCCUGCAAGCAACAUUAUACUUGCUUGGGGAUAUCAAACAUUUGGGAUUUUUAAUCAACCACAACUUUAAUUCAGAUUGACUGCCGGGUUGAGAAGAUUAAGAUAUGAGACUACCUAAACCAUCUUUUUUUAUUCCCUUUUCUCCCCAAUUUCGUGGUAUCCAAUUGGUAGUUACAAUCUUGUCCCAUCGCUGCAACUCCCGUACGGACUCGGGAGAGGCGAAGGUCGAGAGCCGUGUGUCCUCCAAAGCACAACCCAGCCAAGCCGCACUGCUUCUUGACACAAUGCCCGCUCAACCCAGAAGCCAGCCACACCAAUGUGUAAGAGGAAAUGCCGUACACCUGGCAACUGUGUCAGUGUACACUGCGCCCAGCCCACCACAGGAGUCGCCAGUGGACAAUGGGACAAACGGCCAAUUGUGCACCACCCCAUGGGUCUCCCGGUCACAGCCAGAGCCUGGUCUCGAACCAGGAUCUCUAGUGGCAGUGCCUUAGACCACUGUGCCACUCGGGAGGCCCGACCUAAACCAUCUUAACUGGAACAACCAUUUCAGUAACAGAUGCGAGAGUCCCAAGUAACAGAUUGGAUUACAUGCAAAAAACAUAUACAGUACCAGUCAAAAGUUUGAACACACCUACUCAUUCAAGGGUUUUUCUUGAUUUGUACUAUUUUCUACAUUGUUGAAUAAUAGUGAAUGCAUCAAAACUAUGAAAUAACACAUAUGGAAUCAUGUAGUAACCAAAAAAAGUGUUAAACAAAUCUAAAUGUAUGUUAUAUUUUAGAUUCUUCAAAGUAGCCACCCUUGGCCUUGAUGACAGUUUUAGACACUCUUGACAUUCUCUCAACCAGCUUCAUGAGGUAGUCACCUGGAAUGCUUUCCCAACGGUCUUGAAGGAGUCCCAACAUAUGCUGAACACUUGUUGGCUGCUUCUCCUUCACUCUGCGGUCCAACUCAUCCCAAACCAUCUCAAUUGGGUUGAUGUCAGGGGAUUGUGGAGGCCGGGUCAUCUGAUGCAGCACUGCAUCACUCUCCUUCUUGGUAUAUAGCCCUUACACAGCCUGUUGAAAAACAAAUGAUAGUCCCAACUAAGCACAUACUAGAUGGGAUGGCGUAUCGUUGCAGAAUGCUGUGGUAGCCAUGCUGGUUCAGUGUGCCUUGAAUCCUAAAUAAAUCACUGGCAGUGUCACCAGAAAAGCACCAUCACACCUCCUCCUCCAUGCUUCACAGUGGGAACUACACAUACAGAGAUCAUCAAUUCACCUACUCUGCGUCUUACAAAGACACGGUGGUUGGAACCAAAAGUCUCAAAUUUUGACUAAUCCGACCAAAGGACAGAUUUCCACAGAUCUAAUGUCCAUUGCUCAUGUUUCUUGGCCCAAGCAAGUCUCUUCUUAUUAUUGGUGUCCUUUAGUAGUGGUUUCUUUGCAGCAAUUUGGCCAUGAAGGCCUGAUUCACAGUCUCCUCUGAACAGUUGAUUUUGAGACGUGUCUGUUACUUGAACUCUGUGAAGCAUUUAUUUGAGCUGCAAUCUGAGGUGCAGUUAACUCUAAUGCACUUAUCCUCUGCAGCAGAGGUAACUCUGGGUCUUCCUUUCCUGUGGUAGUCCUCAUGAGAGCCAGUUUCAUCAUAGCGCUUGAUGGUUUUGCGAUUGCACUUGAAUAAACUCAAAGUUCUUGACAUUUUCUGGAUUGACUGACCUUCAUGUCUUAAAGUAAUGAUGGACUGAUUUCUCUUUGCUUAUUUCUGCUGUUUUUGCCAUUAUAUAGAUUGGUCUUUUACCAAAUAGGGCUAUCUUCUGUAUACCACCCCUACCUUGUCACAACACAAAUUAUUGGCUCAAACGUAUUAAGAAAGAAAGAAAUUCCACAUAUUGACUUUAAACAAGGCACACCUGUUAAUUGAAAUGCAUUCCAAGUGACUACCUCAUGAAGCUGGCUGAGAGAAUACCAAGACUGUGCAAAGCUGUCAUCAAGGUAAAGGGUUGCUACUUUGAAGAAUCUCACAUAUAAAAUAUGUUUUGAUUUGUUUAAAACUUUUUUGCUUACUACGUGAUUCCAUAUGUGUUAUUUCAAAUUAAAAAUAGUAAAAAUCUAGAAAAACCCUUGAAUGAGUAGGUGUUUCCAAACUUUUUACUGGUACUGUUUAUUGAAACAAUUCUAAAACUCUACCUGCAAUAGAGCAUGCUGGGAAAUAUGACAAUGAUGUGCUUGGUUUCAGUUUAACACUGGUUAUUAAAACCAACACUGGGAUUCUUGUACACCAAUGAGUGUUGAUGUAACACUUACAGAGUGAAUUUGUAAGUUCUCUCUCUCUCUCUCUCUCUCUCUCUGUGUGUUCUCUUCCAUUGCAACUCUGUCAUUGAAAUGAAGCUCUGGCAUGUCAUGACAAUAAACAAAUUGUGUUGCUGGGGUUCUUACUUAGUUCAGACUAGUCUUUCUCUGUGUUUGCUUUGUCUAUCUCAUUUUCUGGAAGAUCCAAGCAGGGCAGCAUCCACAGUUUAUGGACUCCUCCGCUACUAGCUAGCCAAUAGCCAUGGAUUUGGAGCUGGAAGAUCAGGUGUGGUGUGUCCUAAUAAUGGCCUUCUAGUAAAUAAUUAAGGGGCCCAGGAUGGAAUUAACACCAGGGGACCCUUGUGGCCCCAAGGGAGCCCGAAAUAGCCCUCAUGCAGCAAGCCACUGACCCUGGAAGGCCCCUAGGGGCCCUUGAGAUUGGGCCCAAGCCGUUUCUCCAUGCAACCCAAUCCACCGGAACCAGAACCAGGAAGAAAGGAAGGAAAAAACAUGCCCAAACGUUAAGAAAAGAGGCUCUUAUAGCCUAUUGGAGACAUCACACCUGACAACAGAAACUUGACCCUUGUUUAGGUAUUGUGCAGGUAUUUUUUUCUACACUCUUAGAAUUUAUUUUGCUAUGUAUAACCUAAAAGGGUUCUUCAGUUGUCCCUAUUGACGGUUGUCCAUGUAGAACCCUUUCCACAGAGGGCCAAAAGGGUUCGACCUGGAACCAAUAAGGAUACUACUAUGGGGGCAGCUGAAGUACCCUUUUGGAAUCUUUUUUUGUUGUUGUAUAUUUUUGUUGUUUUUGUUUUCUUCCUGGUUCUGCUACCAUCAGGUUUGCUGCGUUACCUGGUCACACCCCUGUUCUCUGUGUUGAGAAACCCUGUUUGACCUGCAACUAUUUUCCCAGUGCUUAAAACCAUUGACUUAGCCAUGGCUUAAUACCGUUGCCUUAACCAUAGUGGCCA